Cyphellophora attinorum is the source of this 2532-nucleotide messenger RNA. RefSeq lists its product as uncharacterized. The transcript has 2 exons. NCBI's taxonomy places the organism in Eukaryota, Fungi, Ascomycota, Eurotiomycetes, Chaetothyriales, Cyphellophoraceae. Bases 1 to 2532 code for a protein of 843 amino acids. The record is from RefSeq and is a predicted model, not a curated record.
AUGCCAGACCUGGUCGACGUAAUCGAGAUCAGCGACUCGUCUGACGACGAUCUUAUUGUGACGUCCAUUCGCAAGUCAGGUACUGAACAGAUCGAAAGACGAGCAAACCUAGGUCACCUUCAACCUGAACCGACGACAACAACAAUUGGACACGGUGAGAUCUGCCGCCUUGGUGAUGAAGGCAGCACAGAUAGAAUCGCAGUUGUCGCCGCUGCCGAGUCCACAGUCAAGGCUCCCACGAUCGUGGAUGUCGAGCAACGACAAGAAGAUGUAAUCGUCCUCAAAGAUCAACUCAACGCGAUCAUCGACUCCGGCAACGAUCCGUUCACCGAUGGACAGGUGGCACAAUUGCAAAGAUCGCUCCAGUCUAUUGCGACUCUCGAUAUCGAGCCACGAGCACUACUCGAUGCCGACUUGACGGGAGUUCUUUUGAACCUAUGUGAGGCCGUCUUGAUUCGAGACGAUCAUCAACAGAUUGGCCAAGGUCUCGAUAAGGCCCUUCAGUGUCUGGAGAGAAGGGAACAAGAAGCUCGAGAUCAUCUCUAUGCGGCCAGCAUCGAGGCGUCCCUCUCGAAUCGUGCCGAAGACGAUGAUGGCUUGCAUGGGGGAGGUAGCUCGGACCCGGCCAUCGCCUCACCGAGCUCACGGACAAAGCCUUCAACCCACUAUCGUGGUGGGAAUACAGCAGGUCAGACCUUUGAGCCGCCCAAUCAAUCGGUUCAGAGUGAUUCUUCUGUCGUCGCACAAGACUCCAGCGGCCGCCAAGCAGUAAACGUUCUUCAAGACAAUGCCAAGUCGAGCGACAGCCCGGAAGCCUCCCGCAUCAUCCAUCUCCGUCCUCCCAUUGAUCGUUCGAAUGUUGCACCCCUCGCUGAGCCGAGCCCCAGAGCCACUCUCCUGCUGGCGUCUGAGCACGUCGAAGCACAGCUCGAUAAAUCAGCAGAUGAAGAACUCCCGGACGUUCCGUCGAGAACCGUGUCACCGGAUCCUUCGCCCCUUUCAGAGGCCGAGAGAUAUGGCGAGUCCAAAGCUGUCACUUCCGCGCCGCUUCAGCGUACGAGGCCGACCGGCGCUGCCGCUGUGAAGCUUUCUCAUUACAAAGACCAGAUUGUUUCCGACCUCGCUUGCGUUGAGAAGGCGCUGUUGAAGGUACAACAACGGACUGUCAAGGCACAGAUUGGUAUAACAAGUGCUUCUGCUAGGAUUCCAGAUAUGCACAAACGACGACUCCAGCUCGAACGGGAGAAGCUGGAGGUCGCCCGAGGCCUUGGAAACGCCGAUCCAGUUCUACGCCUCAAGGCAUCAGCUCGCCGGGUAUCAAUGACGACAGUCAUGGACGAGAUUCGCAGUCUCACCGAAUCAAUCACUGAACAGGCCGGUCUAGCUCGCAAGUAUCAGCUCAAGCGCAUUCGAUUCUGCAGAGAGGCCAAUCAGCUAUCUUCCGAGAAAGCGCAGUUGCAGCGAGAACUAGAGAACCUCGAGAAGGAAGCAGAUGCUCCUGCCAUUUUGGGUACCGACACUGGCCUGUUACCAGGGGAUGAUGUUCAGAUGAGCGAUGGCGGGGAAGACGACGACGAUAUUGACGACGGUGCGUCAGUGAGAUCCUCCUCUGAGUCGGAAGCGUCCAGCAGUAAGCUCGGGCUCGAUGAGGGCGAUCGCACCGACGCUGAUUCAUAUCUAAGUCACAAAAGCCUUGAUCAUGGGCUCUCGAAGGGCGUCAUCUCUCCUUUUACCGGCGUAAUCAACAACACAAGCAUGGUCUUCGAUUCUGCUCGUCAGGCCGAGGAACUUGACCGCGAAAUCGCCCGCCUGCAAUGUUACCGCGAGAGACUCAUUCGAGAUAGUCCUGAGGCCGCCAGACCCGCCCGAACCAGAACAACCGGGCUUUCAGGCAGUCCAGGAACGUUUCGUGUGCCAGGUAGAGAAGUCCUCAAGCGGAAGCAGCCCUCUCCAUCAGCUCAGAUCACGUUCGCGGAUGGCUCAAUAGUCGGCGAGCAUUCGAGGUCGGGCUACGAGAGCGGUGACGAUGCGCCAUCGCGUAAGAGGUUUGCCAGCGAGGAGCAGAGGACGAUUCCACCGACUCGGACUCUGGUCCUGAGACCCGCGCCAGGCACUCACAUCGGACCGACUGAAGAAGAGGAGAGCAAUAUAGUGUCCAGCAUGCCACUCGAGGAUCCCUUCACAGACUCGCCGAUGACCACCACUGCGGUGUCUUCUGAUCGAGAUAGAAGUCCGAGCUUUGGUCUAGACGACAUUGAGAGUUCUCAGGACCGCACCCUGGUCACUAAGAUGAUGGAACUUGUCUGGGACGUAGACGUUCACUCCUGUCACGAGAUUCUUCGCAAGGUCAGCGGCAACCUCCAAGAUGCAAUUCAGACACUUCUAGAUGUCAAGGAAAUCUUCGACUCGCAGACAGGCUCUCCAGGUAGAUCGCUAGGGCCGUCCAAGGAAGGGUUCCGUGCGUUCUUCGUCACGCUCCCGGAUAAUCUGCAGGGGUUUAUUCAAGGUAGCGCUCUUGGACUUGUGGCUUGA